Molecule: messenger RNA, 1432 nt
Organism: Centruroides sculpturatus (bark scorpion)
Lineage: Eukaryota; Metazoa; Arthropoda; Arachnida; Scorpiones; Buthidae
Product: probable G-protein coupled receptor No18
Exons: 2
Coding region: 124-1341 (405 amino acids)
Biological process (GO): adenylate cyclase-activating adrenergic receptor signaling pathway
Cellular component (GO): membrane
Molecular function (GO): octopamine receptor activity
Source: RefSeq, a predicted model, not a curated record
UAGAAGCCAAGUAAGUAAGGACAUGUAUUGUAUCCUAUCUACAGGAGAACAACGUGUUUUAUUCUUUAUGUUGGAUUUCUACAUAGAAAAACGCAACUGCCUCAAUUAAGUGCGCAUUUAAUAAUGGAUGAUGCUGAUUACUUCCAAAAUUUCACUUAUAUUAUCACUUUCAAUGAAAAUAGUACAGAAAUAGAAAGUGAAGAAACUGCGAUAACUUUGAUAAACGAUACUUCUAUAGCAGAAGCCAUAACUACAGCGUUUAUCUUGGGUAUCUUAAUCAUCUGUACAAUUGUAGGUAACAUCCUCGUUAUCAUAUCUGUUUUCACGUACAAACCGUUGAGGAAUGUACAGAAUAUGUUUCUCGUAUCCCUGGCUGUGGCAGAUAUUACCGUAGCAGUACUCGUAAUGCCAUUCAACGUGGCUUAUUCUAUAAUGAAAAAGUGGGUUUUCGGUUUAAGAGUAUGCGAAAUGUGGUUAACGUGUGACGUUCUCUGCUGUACUGCUUCAAUACUUAAUUUGUGUGCCAUAGCUCUCGAUCGAUACUGGGCCAUACAUGACCCUCUUAAUUACGCCAGGAAGAGGACGUUAAAUAGAGUGAUGACUAUGAUAUUUUUAGUUUGGGUAAUAAGUGGAUUAAUUUCGGUUCCUCCUCUGUUCGGUUGGAACGAUUGGCCCGACAUGUUUACCGAAGACACUCCAUGCCAAUUGACAGCAGAAAGAGGUUACGUCAUAUAUUCAGCUAGCGGUUCCUUCUUCAUACCCCUCAUAAUCAUGACUUGCGUUUAUUUUAAGAUAUUCCAAGCUGCUAGACGAAGAUUAAGAGUCAAAAUUCGAAAUGCGGGGGAAAUCACUAAAGGCGAUAAAUCGAAAGAGAAAGUUGUUGAAACUCUCUCCGUUAUGGUUCAAAAGGAACUAGAAAAUUCAGCCACUUCGAUUUAUCCCGGUUCGAUAUCAAUUCAAGACGAAAUAUCUGAUGUUCCACAGGACAAAGAAACGGCCUUUUCUGUAAACGGUAAUACUAAAGGAAAUUCUGUACAGUCUGCUCCAUCGAGUGUCAAAAAAUAUAUGGAAGAAAAGCAAAGAAUAUCUCUCGCUAAAGAAAGGAGAGCCGCUCAAGUUUUAGGAAUCGUUAUGGGUGUCUUUGUCUUAUGUUGGCUUCCAUUUUUCCUAAUGUAUGUUAUUUUACCAUUUUGUAACAAUUGUUUCAUUUCAGAUCGAGUUGUAAAUUUUAUCACGUGGUUAGGUUAUAUUAACUCUGCCCUAAACCCGGUCAUAUACACUGUUUUCAAUUUGGAUUUCCGUAGAGCUUUUGUCAGAAUUCUUUGUAGAAAUGUCAAAUAAAUAAUAUAACUUAAAAUUCGAUAUGUUUAUAUCAGGUAAUGAUGUUUUGAAAAUGAAAUAUCUAAACUAAAAUCAGGUUGAAAGAAUUAAA